Messenger RNA from Effrenium voratum, 973 nucleotides. The record is from the annotation of a GenBank genome assembly. NCBI's taxonomy places the organism in Eukaryota, Dinophyceae, Suessiales, Symbiodiniaceae.
AGUUAAAUCCAGUCGUGUGACCUGCUAGUGGUACAGAUGCGCAGAUGUGCAGGGAGCCUUCCGGAGCGACGCAGGCUGCGGUGAAUGGCUUCGAUAGAAUGGAGCGACUUGUACAGAGCUACGAACAGAGACAACGCUCCGACGCCUGGCUACUUGUUCAACGACAUUGUGCAGAAUGUGUCCAACGCCAGUCCCUCUGAACUGCCCGCGGUGUCCCAGUACUUGAUCGAUUGCGUGAAUGGCGACCACGCCCACGUGAAGCUCAAAGCGUUGUUUGUGAUCAAGACGCUGGCAUACAGGAUACCUCCCUUCCAGCAAGCUUUUCUGAACCAGGAGGGCUUGCAGGUGGUGCAGGAGGCCUGCGUUUUCACCGGCCCGCCCUCGCCCAUGUACGGGGACGAGCCAUACCGCCUGGUGCGGGAGGCGGCUGAGGGCGCGAGAGAGGCCUUGACGGGGAGCGAGUUCUACCACCAGGAGUACAAGCAGCUCUCCCAGCGCAUCGUUGGCUUUGGGAACUACGAGCCGCCCGAGGACACCAAGCUGCCGGACGGCUCGGUGAACGUCGCCAAGGACGUGAGCUUCGGGGACGUCUUGGGCAGCGCUGUGGGGGGCGUCUUCUCUGGCGCCGAGGCGAUCCUGGAGGGCGUGAAGGGCCUCUUCGAGGCCCAUUCCCGGCACAUCUCCGGGGUGGAGUUGGAAGGCAUGGGCCUCGAGGACGCCGAGGAGCACUCGGAGACCAACGUCGCGCCCGAGGAAGAGGCUCCUUCGGAUGCGGAGGAGUACCACCCCUCCAGCGGGACCUACGUCCCCCCUGCGCUACCGCUCGGAGCGCCCGAGCCGCCAGCGGACUUGCUGGACCCGGCGGAGGUCAAGUUUCACCAGCAGCCGGAGGACCUCCUUGACCCCGAGGUCACCGGCUGAUGCGGAGAAUCGCCGGCUGGCUCGCGCGAAGCUUUGAAAGCGAGCGGUUGCG